GUAUAUAUACUAUUUAUAAUUAACAGCAUUUCCACUUCCCACUCCAUCUCUUCCUUACCAUUUCCAGUUAUUUUUCUCCACCAAAGCGCUGUCUCUUUCACAUGACCUGUAGCCAUAAAUAUAUACUGUAUGUGUAUAGACAGAGUAUUUGGUGUGGUUAGCUUGCAGAAAACUCCUCUAGACGAAUAGAUCUCUUUCUUUUUGCUCUUUUGUUAUAUGUUUAAUAUUGAAAGUAAACUCUUUUGUUGAGAGAACUGGUGGGGGCUUAUACGUGGAGUUGAAGUUAUCCUGAAGGAGUCGAGAUUAUAUUGGCAAAGAAAAAUUAAUGGAUCAAGAAACGAAUGGACAUAAAGCAAUCGUUAGAACUUUGGGUCAAUUUAAUCAAGAAACAAUUGGGACCUCAAGUGGAGAUUCAAGCAAUUCGGAUAAUAAGGUUGUGUUGGAGAAUCCAAAUGUUCCAAAUUCACGAGAGACAGUGAGUGCUAGGGAUAAGGACGCAAGUGAUGGAAAAGGAAUUGGUGAGCCAUUGGAUGAAGGAACUAGCGGGAAUUCAAUUAAUUUAGUUGAUAAGGUCGUUCUUGAGAGAAUGAUUGUGGUAAAUUCAGGUGAGAUCGUGAGUUUUAGUGGAGAAAACAAGGAUUUAGCUAUAAAAAUUGAUGAACUGGGGUCAAAUGAUAGAGAAAUUCAGAUAGGAGGUCAGGAAGCAUGUGUUAGAGGAGGAAAUAGUGAGGCAUUGGAUAAAGUUGAGCAAGAAAGUCAUGGGGAUUCCAGUAUUUCAGUUAAUGAGGUUGUGCUUGAGACAGUGAUAAUUGUAAAUUCAGAAGAGCAUAGAUCUAUUAGAGGAGGAAACGAGCUGUUGGAAAUCAAGGGCUGUGGGUUGGGACCGAGUAAGGUAAUGGUGGAUGAGUUAAAGGGAGAGGUGUCCAAAGGGGAGAAGCAAUCAUGUGUGAUUGAUAUGAAAUGUGCUGGUGGAGGAGGAGACAGUCUUAAGGACUGGGAUGGAGAAAGGGUUUGUCGGAUUUGUCACUUGAGUUCUGAGGGGUUGCAAGAAACUAGUGAAACCACCUCUUCUAUGGGUCUAAUUCAGCUUGGUUGUGGGUGCAAAGAUGAGCUCGGCAUUGCACAUGCUUAUUGUGCCGAGGCCUGGUUUAAGCUGAAAGGAAACAGAAUGUGUGAAAUUUGCGGGGAGAUAGCAAAGAAUAUUACAGGUGUUGGGGACAACAGGUUUAUGGAAGAGUGGAAUCAAAGGAGAUUUAUUGGUAGCAGUGGUAGUUCAUCAGACAGAGGCAGAGGAUGUUGGCGGGGACAGCCCUUUUGUAACUUUCUGAUGGCAUGCCUAGUAAUCGCUUUUGUACUCCCUUGGUUUUUCCGGGUGAAUAUAUUUUAACUGGGAGCAAAUGGAGCUCAAAGAUUCUUCUCUUGCACUGCAAUUCUCAUGCUUGCCUGUCAAGAGCUUGCCCAGCGGGGUUGUAGGUUAUUUUGGUUAAUGUUGGUUGUGCUUUACAAUGCCCUGCCAAGACAAUUUCUAUAUUCUUUGUGUUGGCCUGAGGUUGUAUAGUUGCUCGCCCCCUUUCGAUACAAGGCUUGGGAAAGGUCUCUAAUAUUGAGAGAAGGGGUUUUCUGUUUUCUUCCAUAUGCAUUUUUUUUUCUCUUUUGUCUCUGUCUAUAUGAUGGAAAAAUAUUAUUUGGAGAGUUCCCACCAUGCACACACUUCACAAAUUGGUUGAUGUACAGAUAUACACACAAUUUGCAUACAAUUAAUUACGAUGAAAGAUUAGUUUGCUUGUUC
Molecule: messenger RNA, 1789 nt
Organism: Hevea brasiliensis (rubber tree)
Lineage: Eukaryota; Viridiplantae; Streptophyta; Magnoliopsida; Malpighiales; Euphorbiaceae
Exons: 3
Coding region: 326-1387 (353 amino acids)
Molecular function (GO): zinc ion binding
Source: RefSeq, a predicted model, not a curated record